AUGAGUACAGGCAGGUUGCUCAGAACUGAGUAUUUAUCCUGGAUGUUGGAUGUGGGCAACGUGACCGGGGGCCUGUCCCAGGGCUCAAUCCUGCAGCCUGCCUGGGACUACCUCCACCAGAACCACCACGACUUCCUGAGGAGUCCUCUCUUCCCUGUGGUCCUCUCCGUCAGCACCUACUUCUUCCUGGUUGGCCUUUACACAGUGCUGGACCUGUUGGCUCCCUCCUGGCCGUGCAUCAACCGCUACAGGCUCCAUCCUGACAGACCUGUCACGUGGCCCAACAUCUGGACUACCCUGGGAGUCACCAUCUACAACCAUCUGCUCUAUGUCUUCCCUGCUGCAGUCGCACAGUGGAUGUGGAGGCCGCCGACUCCACUGCCACGGGAAGCGCCCACUCUCUGGGGCUUCUUCCUGGGUAUCCUGGGCUGCAUGGUGGUCUUUGACUUUCAGUACUACGUCUGGCACCUAUUGCACCACCGGGUUCCAUGGUUGUACCGCACAUUCCAUGCCGUGCACCACCAGUACAACCAGCCCUUCAGCCUGGUCACCCAGUAUCUGUCAGGGUGGGAGUUAUUCAGCGUGGGAUUUUGGGCCACAGUAGACCCCAUCCUGCUCCAGUGCCACUGUCUCACCACAUGGGGCUUCAUGGUCUUCAACGUCUACGUCUCUACUGAGGACCACUGCGGCUAUGACUUCCCAUGGGCCAUGCAUAAUCUGGUGCCCUUUGGCCUUUGGGGUGGCGCACCCAAGCAUGAUGCUCACCACCAAAAGCCCGGCACUAACUUUGCUCCAUUCUUCUCUCACUGGGACCGGCUGGGAGGCACCCACACUGUGCCAAAUCCCUCCAGCCAUGCUGCCACGGGAGACCCAGACGAGAUGAAAGGGAAGAAAGACUAA
Molecule: messenger RNA, 900 nt
Organism: Sphaeramia orbicularis (orbiculate cardinalfish)
Lineage: Eukaryota; Metazoa; Chordata; Actinopteri; Kurtiformes; Apogonidae
Gene: ch25hl2
Product: cholesterol 25-hydroxylase like 2
Exons: 1
Coding region: 1-900 (299 amino acids)
Biological process (GO): lipid biosynthetic process
Molecular function (GO): oxidoreductase activity; iron ion binding
Source: RefSeq, a predicted model, not a curated record